Messenger RNA from Spodoptera frugiperda (fall armyworm), 766 nucleotides. RefSeq lists its product as uncharacterized. The record is from RefSeq and is a predicted model, not a curated record. The transcript is spliced from 4 exons. Bases 47 to 721 code for a protein of 224 amino acids. NCBI's taxonomy places the organism in Eukaryota, Metazoa, Arthropoda, Insecta, Lepidoptera, Noctuidae.
UUGGUACAAUUCUGUUGUAUGUCCGUCUGUUCGAACGUGCUGCACGAUGGGGAAGGGUUUCGACUAUGUCAAAGAUUUGGUGGUGAACUUUAAGCUGGAUUGGUGUUGCUGGGUCAUUCCCGUCAGGAUAGGACUGUUCAUUACUGGAUACUUUAAUAUUAUUUUAGCGGUAAUAUCUCUAGUGGGCAUAGCGGACGACAGUUUCGUGCCGAUCCUGGUACAAGUGCAGGCUACAAUACUCGACGACAAUGCCACCAAACCAGCCCCCAUGAUAGCCUACUCCGUGGAGUUCGCGUUCAAUGUUAUUCUACUAUGUGCUUUGUAUCGGAAAGACAUGUCGUUGAUGCGCGUGUACAUGAAGUACUGCAUCGCCGCCAUCAUCACCUCCAUCAUGUUCUACUCCAUGGUGGUGGCCGCCAUCGGCGUCGUCGUCACCAUCGCUAUGGUGCUCAGCAUAUUGUUCCAGAUAUACGUCCUAGUACUGGUAAGGAGUAUCCUGGUGGAAAUGAGGCUUGAGUUGAAGGCUGCAGCAGAACCGACGCUGGUGAUGAGCACGCUACUCCAAGAGGAACAAGAGAGGGCGGAGAAGGACAAGGUAGAAGGCGACGUGGAAGCACCACCACCGACGGAAACCGAAGCUGAAGUGGAAAGGAGACCAGAUACCGCACUCGAAACCGUUGACGAACACCCCAGGGAAGGGACGACUCACCAAAGAGAAUAAAUUAUAUUAUUCUUUAUUUAUUUAAUAAAUUAUUGGUUUUUGUAG